Molecule: messenger RNA, 1301 nt
Organism: Actinia tenebrosa (Australian red waratah sea anemone)
Lineage: Eukaryota; Metazoa; Cnidaria; Anthozoa; Actiniaria; Actiniidae
Product: enoyl-CoA delta isomerase 2
Molecular function (GO): fatty-acyl-CoA binding
Source: RefSeq, a predicted model, not a curated record
GUCCUCAGCACACACGUCAGCGGGUGCUUCCAUGACUGCAGAAAUUAAAAAUGGCCGCUCGCUUCGUCAGUUUUUUUUCUCCAAGAAAUCUUUUCCGUUUUACGAGAAUUCCUGCACUUCGAGGCAUACAUUCUGCUGGUGGACCCUCAUGGACAGGUCAAGAAUUCAACUCAGCAAAAGACCGUGUAAACACACUUAAAGAGGACCCAGGAAACGAAGCGAAACUUAAACUAUAUGCGCUUUUCAAACAGGCAACGGUGGGUGCAUGUGAUGCCCCUAAACCUGGUGCUUUUGACUUUGUUGGCAAAGCAAAGUGGACAGCAUGGAAUAGUCUAGGGAACAUCUCAAAAGAAGAGGCAGAAAAACAAUAUAUCACAUAUGUAAAUGAACUUGCAGCUAAUAUAGGCACAACAGAAGAAUCCGUUGGAUCAGAAAGCUCAGCUAAAGAUUCUGGUCCUGGGAGAAAGUAUGAAGCAUUAGAAGUCACUGUAAAAGAUGGUGUACAGACAAUCAAACUAAACAGACCUAAGAAAUAUAAUGCUAUUACAUGGGAGAUGUACCAGGAAUGGAUAGAUGCCCUUGAAGAAGCAGCAAAUGAUAAGUCAUGUGUAUUGACGGUAGUAACGGGAGCAGGGGAUUACUACUGCAGUGGCAAUGAUUUGGGUAACUUUGCCAACAUACCACCAGAAGGUCCAGAAAAAAUGGCGAGGGAUGGACGCAAUGUGCUCAGUAAAUUUGUGGCAUCAUUCAUAGACUUCCCCAAGCCCCUGAUUGCUGCCGUCAAUGGGCCUGCUGUGGGUAUCUCUGUCACAGUUCUGGGUCUGUUUGACAUUGUGUUUGCAUCAGACAGGGCUACUUUCCAUACACCAUUCAUGGAGCUUGGGCAAAGCCCUGAAGGAUGUUCUUCAUACACAUUCCCUGCUAUCAUGGGAACAGCUUUGGCCAAUCAAGUUCUUCUUGCAAGUCGCAAGAUGAAUGCAGGUGAUGCUCUCAAGUGCGGCCUUGUAUCUGAAGUGUUUCCUCAUGAUGACUUCCAUAGAGAAGUAGAUAGCAGAGUUGUGGCUAUGGCACAGCUACCCCCAAAGAGCCUGCAGCUGUCAAAGCAACUAAUAAGAGAAUCAAAUAAGUCAGUCCUACACGAGGUGAAUGAAAGAGAGUGCAUUUUGUUGGAGCAGAGAUGGCUUUCUGAAGAAUGCAUGCAGGCGAUCAUGAAAUUCAUGCAAAGAAAAGCUAAGUAAAGGUUGUCACGUGGUUAUUGUAAAAAGGGUUCAAAGUUUGAAUAAAAGUUAUGUUAAAGUUAA